Ipomoea nil (Japanese morning glory) is the source of this 1205-nucleotide messenger RNA. Its product is annotated as MADS-box protein CMB1-like. NCBI's taxonomy places the organism in Eukaryota, Viridiplantae, Streptophyta, Magnoliopsida, Solanales, Convolvulaceae. The transcript has 8 exons. Gene Ontology annotation, cellular component: nucleus. Gene Ontology annotation, molecular function: DNA-binding transcription factor activity, RNA polymerase II-specific; protein dimerization activity; RNA polymerase II cis-regulatory region sequence-specific DNA binding. The record is from RefSeq and is a predicted model, not a curated record. Gene Ontology annotation, biological process: positive regulation of transcription by RNA polymerase II. Bases 219 to 956 code for a protein of 245 amino acids.
UCUCUCUUUCUUCACUAUUCCUUUCUCCUUCUCUCAGUAUUUACUCUUUCAGAUUGGUACCCCAACCCUUUUAUAUACCACACACUACUAAAAGAGUUUGGUUUAUUUGCUCACCAAGAUUGCAACAGUUUCCACUUCUCCACUACUUUCUGAGACUGAGCUAGUGUGUGUGUGUGUGAGAGAGAGAGAGAGAGAGAGAGAGAGAGUUAGAGAGAGAGAUGGGAAGGGGAAAAGUAGAACUGAAGAGGAUAGAGAACAAGAUAAACAGGCAGGUUACUUUUGCUAAGAGGAGAAAUGGGCUUCUCAAGAAGGCUUAUGAACUUUCUGUUCUUUGUGAUGCUGAAGUUGCUCUCAUCAUCUUCUCCAACCGUGGAAAACUCUAUGAGUUUUGCAGCAGUUCUAGCAUGAUGAAGACCCUUGAAAGGUACCAACGUUGCAGCUAUGCUCAUUUGGAGGCCAACCAACCAGCCAGUGACACUCAGAACAACUACCAUGAAUAUCUAAGGCUAAAAGCUAGGGUUGAGCUCCUUCAACGAUCCCAAAGAAAUCUUCUUGGGGAAGAUCUGGGUCCAUUGAGCACAAAGGAGCUGGAGCAACUUGAGAAUCAAUUGGAGGCUUCCUUAAAGCAAAUCCGGUCAAGGAAGACCCAAUCUAUGCUGGAUCAGCUAGCUGAGCUUCAACAAAGGGAGCAAAUGCUGGCAGAGUCCAAUAAACUCCUUAGAAGGAAGUUGGAGGAAAAUGUAGCCGGAAUACCUCUCCGAUUGUCAUGGGAAGAUGGGAAUCAAGAAAUUCAUCAACAAAACCGCCAGCUUCCUCCACAGUCCGAGGGGUUCUUUCAGCCUUUGGGGCUGAACAUAUCUGGACAAAUUGGAUACAACUCUGUUGGCACAGAUGAGGUAAACGUUGCAGCCUCAGCUCACAACAUAAGUGGAUUCUUUCCAGGGUGGAUGCUGUGAUGAUAAGAUGUUGAAAAAAACUUGGAAUAAUAAUUCAGGCCACCUUAAUUUUAUUAUAUAUAUUUCCUUAACUGGAUAGAUUAUUAAAUUUAGUACUACAAUGAUGUCCUGGUGUGUGCUUGCUUGCUUGCUAUUUUUGCUGUGUUGUGGUUUGUCAUCUGUGUAUAGCUACUUGUAAUUAUUGUUAUUGUUAUUAUUGGGGACAAUAAGUCUGCAUAAGUUGGCAAUAACAUAACUAUAUUUUAUAUA